AGCCAUGAAAAUCUCAUUCCGUUUUCCUGUUCCUGCUGCCAUCUCUCUCCUCCUCAUUCCUGGAGUUCUUCUAGAGUGCUGUGAGGGAAUUAUAGGAGGAAAAGAAGUGCCACCUUAUGGAAGACGCUACAUGGUCCUAAUAAAAGGGCUGGAAGUUUGUGCAGGGGCUUUGAUCAAAGACAACUGGGUGCUGACAGCUGCUCACUGUGACCUAAAGGGAGAGCCUCAAGUUAUUCUUGGGGCCCACACCGCAUCCCAUAAAGAGAAGCUUGAGCAAGUAUUUUCCAUUCAAAGGGCAAUUUCCUAUCCAUGCUAUGACCCGCAGACAUUUGAAGGGGAUCUUCAACUCCUUCAGCUGAAAGGUAAAGCGACAAUCACCAAAGCUGUAGGAAUACUUCCACUACCCAGAACAGGAGAAGAUGUCAAGCCUCACACCAAGUGUCACGUGGCAGGAUGGGGCAGCACCAAAAAAGACUCGUGCAAGACUUCCAAUACCUUGAGAGAAGUCAAUGUCACUGUGAUAGACAGAAGAGUAUGCAAUGAUGCAAAGCACUAUAAUCUCAAGCCAGUUAUUGAAAACAGCAUGAUCUGUGCUGGUGGCAGAAAAGGUGAAGAUGAUUCAUGUCAAGGGGACUCUGGAAGCCCUCUCAUCUGCAACAACAUUUUCAGGGGUGUUACUUCAUUUGGAAAAUGUGGUAACUCCCAGAAGCCUGGAAUCUAUAUUCUCCUUACAAACAAGUAUCUCAGCUGGAUUAAGAAAACCAUUGCAGGAGCCAUCUGACCUGCCUUCUUCACAGCAGAGAUCCGAGGGACCACCUGGAGAUGUCAAGAAAGGGGGUUUUAGCUUGAUGCAUCCCAAGAAGCACCUCUACAAUGUCCUGUGCGCAAAUGACAGCUUGUCUGAAACAAUUCAUUAGCAAAAAGGCAGCUUCCUGCUCUCACGCUUGCAUGACCACUUCAGACUGCAUCGUCACACUUACUCUCUAGCCACAGCAAGAGAUGCCCUUAAGAACAGGUUUUUCAGUUCAGUGCCUCUUGGCUUUAUGUGGAAUUUGAGAACUGUCACUUUCAUGUUUGCUGUUAAAAGAAAAUCAAGGGGCCUGCACUGUGGCACAGCGGGUUAAGCUACAGCUUACGACAUAGGUAUUCCUUAUGGGAGCACAGGUUCAAGUCCCAGGCGCUCCACCUCUGAUCCAGCUUCCUGCUAAUACGCCUGGGCAGGCAGCAGAGAUGAUAUAAGUGCUUGCAUUCCUGGCUCUUGCCUUUGGCCUGGUCCAGCCCUGGCUGUUUCAGCCAUUGGGUAGUAAAUCAGCAGAUGGAAGAUCUCACUCUGUCUCUCCCUCUCUUCCUUUCAAAUAAAUAAAUUGCUUAACUUUUUCAAAAAAUCAUCAAUCCCAGAAAAAGAAUAUGCUCUGUUCUUGGGACUGAGAGCCCAACAUUCUACUCAGUGUGGGAGGAAGGGGUGAGAUGAAAGGAGUUCACUUCUGACUGUACACUCCUGUAUAUUUUACAUUUAAAAACCGCUUAAAGACUAUGAGAAAUGCUGAGUGUGUGUUUUAGAUAUUUGGGGAAUUUAAGGCUAGGGAUGGUUCAGGACAACUGUAUCACUGAAUUACAACUAGACUGAAGUUUCAUAUACUUGUAUGCUUCCUUUUGCUUUAGCUAGCCAA
Messenger RNA from Lepus europaeus (European hare), 1670 nucleotides. RefSeq names its product granzyme A-like. The coding region runs from base 5 to 781 and encodes 258 amino acids. NCBI's taxonomy places the organism in Eukaryota, Metazoa, Chordata, Mammalia, Lagomorpha, Leporidae. Gene Ontology annotation, molecular function: serine-type endopeptidase activity. The record is from RefSeq and is a predicted model, not a curated record. The transcript is spliced from 5 exons. Gene Ontology annotation, biological process: proteolysis; positive regulation of apoptotic process; negative regulation of oxidoreductase activity.